Molecule: messenger RNA, 1219 nt
Organism: Cuscuta campestris
Lineage: Eukaryota; Viridiplantae; Streptophyta; Magnoliopsida; Solanales; Convolvulaceae
Source: the annotation of a GenBank genome assembly
CCAGACUAUUGAAGACACUGCCUCUCUUGAGGCCAUGGUGGUGGAGCAUUAUAAGAAUCUUUUCAAUUCUCAUGAACCAAUGCCCUCCCAGGAUGUCUAUGAGAGUUUCUUAAAUGCCAUCCCUCCUCUUCUUUUUCCUGAACAUAAUGAUUUGCUUAUGAGACUUCCAGAAGAAGAAGAGAUUAGAAACAUUCUUUGGGAGAUGGAUAGUGACUCUGCAGCAGGUCCAGAUGGUUUCAACUGCAGGUUUUUCAAAGCAUGUUGGGAUUUUGUUAAGAGGGAUGUCACCUCAGCUUGCCAAGAAGUCUUUUUGGGCAUUCCUCUUCCUCCUGCAGCUGCCAGUUCCAAUAUCUGCCUUUUGCCUAAAGUGGAGAAUGCUCAAAGACUCAAUGAUUUCAGGCCUAUUUGCCUUUCUACAGUGGCUUCUAAAAUUUCUUCCAAAUGCAUCUCCAAGAGGCUGGGUACCCUCCUGCCCCUAAUUAUUUCAGAAGAGCAGGGUGCCUAUGUACCUGGUAGGGAAAUUCUGGAUCAAAUUUUAAUUACCAAGGAGAUGGUUCAUCACAUCAACAAAAAAGCCAAUGGAGGUAAUCUUAUCAUCAAGCUUGAUAUGGCUAAAGCUUUUGAUAAACUGAAAUGGUCGUAUUUGUUUGACAUUCUCCAACAGUUUGGCUUUUGUGCACAGUUCAUUAAUAUGGUUAAAAAUCUACUUAGCUCUUCUAAGUAUUCUGUUUUAUUUAAUGGAAAACCAUGUAGUUAUUUUGGCCAAUCCAGAGGCAUUAAGCAAGGCGACCCACUUUCUCCCCUUCUUUUUAUAAUUGCUAAUGAAGGCUUCUCAAGGAACCUCAAGAAGCUCUUCUCACUGGGCAGAAUUGGCCAUUUCAAUUGUGGUACUAAAAGCAUACCUAUUACUCACCUCUCCUAUGCUGAUGAUAUUAUUACCUUCUCCUCUGGACAUGCCAGAUCCAUCUUGAAUUUGAGAAGAGAUCCUGGAGGACUACCAACUGGUUUCUGGGCAGACUAUUAACUACCAAAAAAGCAGCUUUGUGGUUGGGAAGAAGGCUAACAUUAUACUGAUUAACAAACUGCAACAGGCACUUAAUAUGCCUUUUAAGGCCUUACCUUUCACCUAUCUUGGAGUUCCAAUUGAUCUUGGAAUCACUAGGAGUGUUCAUUGUGCUCAUAUUAUCCAUUCCUUUGAUAAGAAACUUAAUGGAUGGUU